Danaus chrysippus (African queen) is the source of this 423-nucleotide messenger RNA. Lineage: Eukaryota; Metazoa; Arthropoda; Insecta; Lepidoptera; Nymphalidae. The record is from the annotation of a GenBank genome assembly.
AUGGAUUUAAAAAUAAAGAGAUUCGGCAGGACUACCCUUCACAGGAGAGAUGUGGUGGAAAACAAACAGACACACGGCACAACAUUAUGUUUGACACACACACAGACGCGGCCGGCUAUGUACAAGACUUCAUACACUCUUCUGAAACAGUGGCUCGGAGCUUCGAAAGCGAAAUUUAUACCUGACGUUCGUGUCGAGGGAAUUCGUGUUUUGAUCCGCGCCGAUAAGAACGGUAUUCGAUCGACGGCGAGACUUGAGAGGGAAGAUGAGGACGGAGCCGUGAGUUGGAGGGAGACGGAGACAGAGCGGUCCGUGACCUAUCCUACUCACGAACCACGAGUCCCGCCAGUCCCGGAACAUCGCAGUUUAACAAGUCGUCUAGACGCCCGCCUCUGUGUGCGUCCGGUGUCUGUGUGUGUGUAG